Messenger RNA from Arvicola amphibius (Eurasian water vole), 1596 nucleotides. It is a transcript of the gene Ccdc148, whose product is annotated as coiled-coil domain containing 148. Lineage: Eukaryota; Metazoa; Chordata; Mammalia; Rodentia; Cricetidae. The transcript is spliced from 12 exons. The coding region runs from base 16 to 1596 and encodes 526 amino acids. The record is from RefSeq and is a predicted model, not a curated record.
GUGGCUAAAGAGCAAAUGUUGAUCAAACAACACAAGCAGGUGUGGUGGCAGGAACAGGAGCGGCUGCAGGGAGCCAGAUGUAAAUUGGAGUCUGAAAUAAAAUCUUGUCUCAAUGAAGAGAGCAUUGGAAAUGAAUGCUUUUGUGAGCUUAGGAAUUUUGAGAAAGAGCUGGCAGAACAAUGGUGCACAUAUCUCAAAGCUGUGAUCCAUCCCAUUCAUCAGCAGAGAAGAGACCUGAAGAAACAGUGCCACACUUCCCAGCAUGCACCCCGCCAUACCGGGUCUAAUUCAUCAACGGUUCUGGAAGAGGUCGACUUUGUCAGGAAACAGUCCAAGGCUGCCUUUGAAAAGCUUGACCAGGAGCAACAGAAACUAGAAAAAGACCUUUCAGCCUGGAGUGUGAAGUUAGUAGAUGACUCUUCAGAAAAGGCUAACCUGCUCAGCGAACACCCUACGGAGCUAGAAACUUUGGAGUGCCCAUACCCGGAUCUGAAAUCGUCAGUCCUUAAUGAGUUCUGGAACUUGACAGAGAAAUAUCAAAAGAAACUUGAAGACUUUGAUCUGCAAUUAGAAGACAUACGCAGAAACUUCCAGCUAAGUGAAGAAGAGCAGUGGAUUUACCAGGCUGUCUUAGAUCAGUACCCUGGAAAUCUCCUUGGCAGAAGGACUCUGUACUUGGACAUGUUACAAAGAUACUUUCCUCACAAACCUAGACAUCUUUUGGUAGAACAUGAGAAAUACUGUGACCAGUAUCACUUUGCUGGAGAGCAGAGAAGAAUCCUGAUAGACAAUUGGACCAAAAGCAGGAAAGACUUCAUACAGAAAGCUCUGCUGACCCUCCUCGAGGCCUGUGCAGCCCAUGAAAUGGAGAGCACGCUGGCCAAGGACAGGAAACGGCAGCAGGAGCUGUGUGCUGAUCUUAAGGCCAAGGUUUCUCAGUGGCGAGCCCACCAGGACGAGCUAGCGAGACUGGAAAUGGAAAUUUCCGUCAGAAGACGACAAAGGGAGGAGGAGAAAGAGAAACUUUGGAAAGAGAAGGAGUUGCUGCAGAGGGAGGAGACAAAGACAAAGAUAAGGAAAUACUGGGCUGAGAAGCAGCAGAAGUGGCAAGACAUGGAAACGAGAGAUCUCCAGCGACUAGAAGAACUGAAGGCAUUCAUGGCUGAGCAGUCAGUGAAAGACAGAGAAAGGGUUAAAUAUAGACAAGAAUUACUGGAGAAGCGUUUGAUGGAGAGAAAAAAAGUGGCCCUUCAAGAAGUUCAGGAAGAGGAAGAGCGAGAGAGGCGGCUGGAAGCCCUUCGAAAACAGGUUGUUGUUGUUGUUCAGUCUGAUCCAGUUAGGAUGAUGUCAGACACAAUGGCAUGGAAAGCUAGGACGGGCCCUGAAUGUGAAGAUGAAUUCAUCCUUCAGAAGCCUCUCUUCACACUGACUACGUACAACGAGCAGCAGAUAACUUCUGAUCCUAGACUUAGAUUUGAGCUAGCGCUUCGUGAAGCUGGACUCCAUAAGACACAGUACGCCAAAGAGAUGCUACCAAAAAUUGGUCCUCUGAAGCCUCCAAGGAAGGACACAGAGUCGACUGUAUUCAAAACCUAG